Ilyonectria robusta is the source of this 686-nucleotide messenger RNA. RefSeq lists its product as uncharacterized. The record is from RefSeq and is a predicted model, not a curated record. Bases 70 to 318 code for a protein of 82 amino acids. The transcript has a single exon. Lineage: Eukaryota; Fungi; Ascomycota; Sordariomycetes; Hypocreales; Nectriaceae.
CAAACGCCUUACUCUACGGCUAUUCUCUCGAUUCUUCAAUCUGCGACUACUCUGCUGCCACAGGCAACAAUGGCAACCAACUUCCAGACCGAAAUGGUUGUCGGGGGGAUCUACGUGUUCCUCUCAGCUCAAGAGGAGCCGUUAGAUCCUCAGUGGGCGUUUUGCUUUCGCACGAAACCCGUUGAUGGAAAUGUAUAUCCGAUCCAAGCUCGAGGUGCUGGCUGGACUGCCCAAUAUCCGUCAACCGAUGAAAUCAUGACCUCAGCGACACUGGUUGGUCUUUUUCAAAUUGCGGCAGUCGAAGAUUUGUCGAUCUAGAAGAUCGAUAGAAUCAUCACAACGUACGCACCUUCAAUGACCACUGACCGUGAGUGUUCCAAGUGGAUCUUGUCCUUGCUACAGGAAGAAGGGAUUCUGAAGUGCAGGGAUAUCGAGACAUUGGAAGCAGAAAUCGUCGACUUCACAAACCGCUUCGUCAGCAAGGACGCCAAGGCGGCGACGCCCCGCCCCAUUGGAGCUUCUCAAAUCUGCGAGCUGUGACGGUAUCGUUACAAUUGAGGCUGGCCCAAAUCGGAAACGUGGGCGGAGAAUGGUUGCAUGCUGUCACGAGUUGAGUCAUGUUUGCAGUGACCGGGAUAAUGGUGGUUGGGGCAUGGUGGCAUUCUGGUGAUGGAAUUGGUUAUUUU